AUGUGUUCCUACAUUGACUGGGAAAUUCGACAAGUAUCAAGAAUAAAUCUUUUAUCGGACGAUCAAGUCUUCGAAGAACUGAGAGAUGUAAUGAAUGGGCAUGGGUAUUCUUGGUACACCAUCACUUAUGGGCUUCAACUACGAUAUCGUCGCAGAUGUUUAAGAUUGGAACAUUUCGAGCCGGGAAAUAUUGCAUACGAGUGGAAUGCACUUUGCGACGAAAGACUUGCUUGGAAAUAUCAUGGACGUCCGUCAUUCAUGAGUCUCAAGUUCAAUCGUGCAUGCUUGGUUAACUUAAAAACCAUUUCAAAUCGAGCGGGGUUAGGAUUCGAAGCAAAACAGAUGACGGAAAAUAAUAUUGAUAGAAGCUUUGCUUUUCCAAUUUACUGUCGGGAAGCCUGA
Sclerotinia sclerotiorum 1980 UF-70 is the source of this 402-nucleotide messenger RNA. RefSeq lists its product with no specific name. The coding region runs from base 1 to 402 and encodes 133 amino acids. The record is from RefSeq and is a predicted model, not a curated record. NCBI's taxonomy places the organism in Eukaryota, Fungi, Ascomycota, Leotiomycetes, Helotiales, Sclerotiniaceae. The transcript has 2 exons.